This is a messenger RNA of Ectocarpus sp. CCAP 1310/34, 363 nucleotides long. The record is from the annotation of a GenBank genome assembly. Lineage: Eukaryota; Phaeophyceae; Ectocarpales; Ectocarpaceae.
AUGCCCCAGUACAGCUACCGAGCAAUCGUGGUUCGCGAAGCACAGCUUUGGAUUGGGACGGGCAGCGCGAGAAGUAAAUGUUACGUUUUCGUUUUCACGGCAAGCCUCGUCUUGUGUUUCAGCGAUUGCAGUGCCAUGCAGAUCGGUGUCAACUUGUUGGUUGCAUCGUGAAAACACGUGACUCACGUGGCCGUGCUACGGCAAUGUUUUCGGUGAAGGAACGCCAAAGACUAGCGUGGACGACUGCAGAGGAUGGCAAGCGUUGGCGAGAAACUGAUUACAAUGGGUCGACGUUCUUCCGGCAACGUACUCAACAAAGAUUGGCCCAAGAGAAAGCUGGCAAGUGGUCGGAAACGGCAACGG